Exophiala dermatitidis NIH/UT8656 is the source of this 870-nucleotide messenger RNA. RefSeq lists its product as uncharacterized. Bases 1 to 870 code for a protein of 289 amino acids. Gene Ontology annotation, cellular component: mitochondrion. NCBI's taxonomy places the organism in Eukaryota, Fungi, Ascomycota, Eurotiomycetes, Chaetothyriales, Herpotrichiellaceae. The transcript is spliced from 2 exons. Gene Ontology annotation, biological process: regulation of lipid metabolic process. The record is from RefSeq and is a predicted model, not a curated record.
AUGUCUCUCGCUCUGAAGUUUACCUCAUUAGCCAUCCGAACGCUUGCAAAGCCUAUAGCCAACUUCAUCAAGAGACAAGCUCGCGAACAUGAGGGAUUCCGGAGGACCUGCAUAUCUUUUGCUCAACGGCUGCACAGAAUCGACAUGCGAUGGCGGAUAGGGCUCCUACAAGACCAAGCCGCUAUAGAGAGACAAGCCGCAAAAGAAGCCGCGCAGGAAGCAGCCAAGAAACACAAGCACAGCCAAAUACCCACAGUCAAGACUGAGGCGCAGACGAAGGCCGAGGAAGAGGCAGCUGCAAAGGCUGGGAAAGAGUCCGCAGAUCCGCCCAAGCCCCGUAUCAAACCGAAGAUCAGGCCUCUAUCCGAAGCCAAAGCCAUCGAUGCAGGGGCCAGCUUUAUAAGUGAAGCAUUCCUAUUCAGCGUCGCAGCCAGCUUGAUAUUGCUCGAGUCUUGGAGGUCCCGGCGGAAAGAGACCAAUCGACGGGAUGAUGUGAAUGAGAGAUUGAAUGAUCUGGAGGAGACCGAAAAGGCGACAAGAAGAGCGCUCAUUGAGCUGGAAAGGGAAGUGCUCCGUCUACGAGCCAAAGAACAGAAUGGGAGCCGAAAUGCUAGCAUACGAAUCUUGCCAGCAGAAAUUUACGAGGAGAAAGAGGAGGAAACAACCGAGAAGCCGGCUGGCAUAUUUGCUCGUAUAGCGUCUUGGAUAUCAGAGAACAAGGACGCAGCGGCAAAGGAGCCGCCGGCACCGGGGCCUGCAGAGAAACUUAUCCUUGAAUCUGAAAAGGCCCUGGAAGAGAAACAUAAACAGCAGGCACUUCAAGUCGAGGAAAAGAAGACCAGUCCCAGUGAUGCUCAGAAGAGACAGUGA